AUUCAACCGCGAACGGUGGAGAAGGUAGGUCGGUCAUUUUCGAUUUUAGUGAACGGUAAAGUUUACGUUAUUUUUUUUUUGUUUAUUAAUAAAAAUGUGUUAGUGAUGGCUCCUAAUUAUAGCAAAGUUUUAAACAAACACAAGGUUCUUGCUGGUGCAGGAGCCUUAGGAACAAUUCUGCUUAUUAUUUUGAAAUAUAGGAAUAAACAGGGAAAACUUAACAAAAAAAAAGUACAAAAAGCGGUAGAAGAAGAAGUAAAAUAUUUAAUAUCGGACAAAGGAGAAACUAAAAUCAAAGCACAAGUAGACAAGAAAUUCUUCUCACAAUUAUCGCAGCUAUUUGGAAUAGCAUGCCCGGGAUGGACCAGUCAAGAAAGUGGGUUAUUCUUCUUAAUUGCCGUAAGUUUAGUAUCCCGAUCUAUGUGCGAUUUGUGGCUAAUCAAUCAUGGUACUAAAAUCGAAAGUUCAAUCAUCGCAAUGAACCCAACUCUCUUCAAGAAUCGCUUGCUCUACUAUGUCUUAGCUAUUCCGAUAAUCUCAGUGGUAAACAAUGUCCUAAAAUACUCAAUAGGUGCUCUGAAAAUCCAACUGCGAACUAACAUGACAAGACAUCUCUAUGAAGAAUAUUUGAAGAAUUACACCUACUACAGGAUCACAAAUCUAGACAAUAGGAUAUCAAACGCAGAUCAACUAUUGACUACUGAUAUAGAUAAGUUUUGCGAAGGAGUUACCGAUUUAUAUUGCAAUACUGCCAAACCUUUGCUGGAUAUUGCUAUUUAUGUUUAUAAGUUAUCGACAACUCUGGGUGGAGGCACUCCUGGAAUUAUGCUGGUAUAUUUAUUAAUUUCUGGCGUAUUAUUAACCAAUUUGAGGAAACCAACAGCAAGAUUAACAGCGGGAGAACAAAAAUUGGAAGGUGAAUUCCGGCACAUCAAUUCACGUCUAAUAACCCAUUCAGAAGAAGUAGCCUUCUACAAUGGCAACUCUAGAGAAAAGGCAACUCUAAUGGCCAGUUACAACAAACUCUUAAAUCACUUAAGGAAGUUCUUAAGGUUUAGAGUUUUAAUGGGCGUCGUGGACAACAUUGUAGCUAAAUAUUUUGCCGGAGUAGUAGGAUUUUGGGUUGUCUCGUUGCCGUUUAUGACCAGUGGACACAGUUUUAGACUUCUUGGAACAAACGAAAGAUCAAGAUUGUAUUACACGUAUGGUAGGAUGUUAGUAAAGCUAGCCGAAGCAAUUGGACGAUUGGUACUAGCAGGAAGGGACCUAACCCGCCUAGCAGGCUUUACAGCUAGAGUUACACAAUUAAAGACAGUGUUAAGUGAACUUAACUCUGGUAAAUAUCAACGAACAAUGGUUUCCGGAUCAGAAUCGUUACAGAUAAAUGGCGGAAAAUUAGUUUUUAGAAAUAACAUCAUUAAAUUUCACAAAGUUCCUUUAAUAACCCCCAAUGGAGAUGUUCUAAUUAACGAAAUUACUUUUGAAAUUAACUCCGGCAUGAAUGUGUUGGUAUGUGGUCCCAAUGGAGCCGGAAAAUCUUCCUUGUUUAGAAUUUUAGGAGAGCUUUGGCCUCUGUUCGGUGGUGAGCUCACGAAACCACCUAGGGGUAAAUUAUUCUAUAUCCCACAGAGACCCUACAUGACCUUAGGAUGCCUUAGGGAUCAACUGACAUAUCCACAUUCUGGUGCAGAAGCAGCUCGAAGGGGAACUACAGAUGCCAAGUUGGAAGAGUAUCUGCAAAGGGUGCAACUCGGAUACAUUUUGGAAAGAGAGGGUGGUCUAGAUGCUGUAGCGGAUUGGUUGGAUGUUUUGAGUGGUGGAGAGAAGCAAAGGAUAGCUAUGGCCAGAUUAUUCUACCACCAACCUCAAUUCGCCAUUUUGGACGAAUGCACGAGCGCAGUAUCUGUCGACGUAGAGGGCAGUAUGUAUAAAUAUUGUAGAGAUGUUGGAAUCACAUUACUUACAGUAUCUCAUAGAAAAUCACUUUGGCAGCAUCACGAAUACGUAUUACAUUUAGACGGGCGAGGAGGCUAUAGCUUUAAACCAAUUGAUAAUUGUGAUGAACAAUUCGGAUCCUAGUGUCCGAAUUAUGAAAUAUAUUUUUAGGAGAAUUUCUGAAAACAAAUAUAGAAUCAAGAAACAAAUGGCGAAACAAACUACACAAAGGUAUAUACCACAAGGGCAACUGAUUCCUUAGUAUAUAUCACCAGUGUGUAAAGAUCACAUUUUUUACGUAAAAUAAGAAUACUUUACACACAUUUAUUUUGUCCUUCGAUUAUCAGGAAAGUAAAUUAUCAAAAAAUUCUUCAUUUUCUACCGAGUUGGAAGUUGUAAAGUAUACGAAAAACAGCUGCAUAUGUUUUAAGUAAUUAAAAAAAUAAAAUCAUUUGUUAAAAUAUCCUCACUCAUCCGCGACGUUUCAGUAUUGUACAUCAUCAUUCAAUGUUGAUGGUAUCCAUUACAUGCCGAUUAACAUUACGUAGUUUAAAAUUUAAUUUAAAAAAUCCUUUAUAAAAUGUAUAAUCUUAUAAAAACUCUGUCGAGCUACAUCACGGAAUGAUUAUUCCAUCAUCAGUGCUUUUCUAAAAUAAGUAUUGCCACUUUAAUUAAAACUAACGUGAAAGUUAAAUUUUGACUACGAUUAUAACAAAAUUUCGUUUCAUACUUACUAGGUGUACAUGUUUGAAGCCACUAAAUAUCUGAGUAAAAACCCUUCUAAUAUAGAAAAAUAAUUUUUAUUUACAUUUUGGCUGAUAAUAAACUAGGAUGUUUCAGUUAUAGACGGAAUUUACUUCAUGGCAACGGAGGACUCCAACACUGGGGUUGUUUGGACCUUAGACGAAGUGUCUAUGAGCACAUAUUAAUAGCAGCUGAUCAAAAUGACGCCUUAUGGCGGAAGUCUGAACUAAGCAGCCAAUAUAACUUGAAGUCUGUGUCUAAAUGUGACUAUAGCCAACAUUGCAUAUAAUUAAAUAUGUUAAAAGUUUAUUACUUACAACAGUAGCAACCAUCAAUAUGUUGGAAUUAAAGUGUAAUUUACAAUGAAGGUUUGUUGGAAAAUUGUAGAGGAGGUGUUGAUAUGGAUGGAUAUAAGUUAGAUAAAAGUUUUGAUUGUAGGUAGGGAAAGAUCAAUACACAUAUCUGAUUCAUCGGUGAUGAACUGAAAAAUUAAAUAAUAACGCUCUAUAUGUUUUAAAUUAACAUUUGGUGAUUGGAAAUUUGGAAAGCAAAUAUGUGUAAGAUGCUGGAUUAAAGAUUCUUAUAUCUAAAGAUAAAGAAAGCAAUAUUCUUCUUCUUUACGUGCCAUCUCCGCGAUGAAGGUUGGCAAUCAUCAUGGCUAUUCUGAUCUUAGAUGCUGCCGCUCUGAAUAGUUGGAUUGAUGUGCAUCCGUACCAUUCCCUCAAGUUACGCAACCAUGAGAUUCUUCUGCUUCCUACACUUAAUAGUAAUAGAACAUCACAAUUCAUCCUUUUAGCUAGCCUUCAUCCAUCAAUUUUGUUGGUUCUCCAUAUUUCUUGGAUACAUACAUUACUAAGUAUCAAGUCCUGAGCCUCAGGAUUUUAAUUACAAUUUUGAGAGUAUUUUGAUUGAGAGGGUGCUUAAUGUCAGAUCAAAAUAGAUUAAAAUAUAAUAAAAGAAAAUAUAAUAAAAUAAAGUAGAAUUAAUAUAAAUUAGAAUAAAAUAAAACAGAAAAAUCGAACACUGGCGCCAAUUUGUAAUAUAGACUGGCCUACUAGACAUCACAUAUAUUAAUCAUACCACACAUCUGACACCAACUUGUAAUACUAGUUGGUCUUCUAUAUGUCACAGGUGUUAAUGCAUUAUUCAUUAGCCAUACUUGAACACCAUUUAUAAUAUAUACUCUCUAACACUAACCUCAUACACCAAAAGUAUUAUUCAUUUGUGUCUCUUAGACACAAACAAAUCACAAAAUCGGGAGAAAACAUACAGAAAUAACAUCACAUAUAGUUAAUUACUAUUUAACUGGGAAUAAGCCACAAUUAUGUGGAACAAUCCCAUGUCGGGAUAGUAUUUUGAGGUUUUUUUCCUGGUUUUCCCUCAUAAUUUACUAUGGAAUCACUAAUAGGAGAAUUUUACUGUCAUCAUGGCAUGUGUUUGUCUUUUUAAAGACGAAUUACAUGCUAUGAUUUUUUCUGACGGAUAUUCUCAAGUUAAAGUUGAUUUCAUGUAAUCGAAUGAACUAUCUUAUAAGUAAAGUCGUUCCGGGAGCGCAACU
Diabrotica balteata is the source of this 4237-nucleotide messenger RNA. NCBI's taxonomy places the organism in Eukaryota, Metazoa, Arthropoda, Insecta, Coleoptera, Chrysomelidae. The record is from the annotation of a GenBank genome assembly.